Messenger RNA from Aureococcus anophagefferens, 1902 nucleotides. RefSeq names its product expressed protein. Lineage: Eukaryota; Pelagophyceae; Pelagomonadales; Pelagomonadaceae. The record is from RefSeq and is a predicted model, not a curated record. The annotation marks the transcript as partial. The transcript has 4 exons.
GCGCUGGGAAAGACGCUCGCGGAGAUCGUCGAGGUGCCCGUGAAGACGUGGCUCCAGCUCGAGGUCGUGCUCCUCGUCUUCUGGCAGAUGGACAACGUCAUGGACCGGUCCAUGCGCUUCGUCUUCUGGGUGUUUAUUGGCUAUUCUUUGCUCUUCGUGACCUUUGCCGUCCACGCGAAGAUCCGGCAGAUUCUCCUCGAGCACACGGCGCCGCUGCUCACGCGCGCGGAAGCGCGCGGCGGCGGCGCGGGCCUGCUCAAGGCGACGAAGCUCCUGCCGCCGCGCCGGGCGCUGAGCCGGUCGAGCCCUUUGAAGAAGAAGCGCGAGUCCAUCCGCGCGGAGAGUCUGACGAUCAUGAAGUCGUCGACGCGCAACAAGCUCUUCGGCGACCGCGUGCUCGAGGAGGAGUCCGACGAGGAGAAGGGGGGCGAGGGCGGCGCGCCGCCGGCGCCGGACGCGCACGUCGUCGACGUGGAGGUGCGCCGCGGGGGCUACCAGAGCGUCGCGCGCGGCGUCGAGGAUUAUCGGCCCCGACACAAGCCCGAGUGGCUCGAGCGGCUGCUGCUCUUCUACGACGACCGCGUCAAGCCCUUGGUCGACGCGAUCCUGGGCUUCGCCAAGGGCGGCGAGAACAUCGCCGUGCGCCACCGGAAGCGUCGACCCGCGCUACCAGUGCAAGUUCUGGUACGGCGAGACGCACAAGGCCCACUUCACGCUCGACAUCCUGCGCACGAUCCCGCUGGGCAUGGCCAUCUACAUCGCCGUGCUCCUCUUGGUCUACCUGCCCCAGCUCUUCGAGGACCAGGUCUUCAAGCCCUUCCCGUUCCUGUUCCGUUUGGCGUGGGUCUUCGUGGCCCUGGGCCCGCCCAUGGUCUGCCAGUACAAGCUCCCCCGCAUCGUCCAGGACUUUGCGGUCGUGGCCAACGUGGAAUCGCUCCAGAACCUGCGGAACGUCGAGCAGGUCAUCCGCCGCCAGAAGACGGAGGCGGCGUUCGAAGCGUUGAAGGUGGUCUCCUUCCUGCGGAAGCCCGACGUCGUCGCGCGGGUCCUGGAGGGCGACGGCGCGGCGACGAUGACGCGCCACGAGCACGCCAUGGCCCAGAGCCGGACCAACGAGGACGAGCACGCGCGCCGCGAGCGCAUCGAGAUCGCGCGCGCCGAGGACGACCGCCAGGAGCGGUCGUGGCGCGCGAUCUUCAACGUCUUCGACAACGACCACGAGGGGUCCAUCGACCACGACGAGAUGAAGGCGCUCCUGUCGAAGUUCUCCGACGACUCCUCGCCGGCCGGGUCGGAGCAGAUCGACAAGAUCAUCAAGCUCCUGGACGACGACGGCUCGGGCGAGAUCUCGUUCGACGAGUUCUUCGUCUUCGGGCGCGCGCUCGAGCGCCACGUGGCCACGAGCGUGGACCCGGCGGAGCUCAUCCAGGACAUGUUCGACAUCAUCGACGAGGACCGCGGCGGGUUGAUCACGGUCCAGGAGCUCCACCAGACGAUCUCGGAGAUCGGCCAGGAGCUGUCCGUCGACGACGUCUACAACCUCAUCAAGGACAUCGACGACGACGGCAACGGCGCGUUGGACAUCCACGAGUUCCACCUCCUGCUCAACCGCGUCGGCUGCCAGUUCGCGCCGCCCGCGGAGGCGCACCACGGCGGCCACGGCCACGGCGACCACGGCCACGGCGACCACGGCCACGGCGACCACGGCCACGGCGACCACGGCCACGGCGACCACGGCGGCGGCCACGGCGGCGGCGGCCACGACCACGGCCACCACUAGCUCGGCCCGGGGCGGGGCGCGCGCACCGCGGGGCCGCCGCCCGGCGGAACUACGCCGCCGGGCGCGCGCGGCGCGACGACGACGACGCGCGGCCCGCGCCCUCCCCUAACGACCUCUCUUUG